AUGCGAUAUUAUACGGGUAUUUCAAAUAGUUUUCCAGGUGGGUUAUUUGAACAUGUUCGUACAGUGUCAUUGUUUGAUGAACGUCCUUUUGAACAUGAAUUUUUUCUUCGAAUUCAAAAGUCAUUUCCAUUUAUGGAAGAAUUAUUUUUGGACAAUGAUACAGCACAAAACCGAAAGCAAUCUUAUCAAUCAAACAGCGAUACUCAAAAUUUAUCACUUAUUGAAUACACUUCUCUAUACAAACUUUCUAUUAAUACUGUUCAUGAUGAUUAUACAGAAGAAUUUCUUCUUGAUGCCAAAACGUAUUUACAAAAUAAUCUUAUUCUUUUUGUCAGUUAUGAAUCUUUACAACGAGUAACAUAUAAUUUCAGUAGAGAUGCUACUCGAACUAAUUGUAGUAAAAUAAGUAAAUUACAUUUAUGCGAUCGAGAAAGCCGUUGCAAUUCUUUAGAGGAAUAUUUUCCUAAUGCAAAAAUAUGUUAUUUAUUUGAGUGA
Molecule: messenger RNA, 495 nt
Organism: Adineta steineri
Lineage: Eukaryota; Metazoa; Rotifera; Eurotatoria; Adinetida; Adinetidae
Source: the annotation of a GenBank genome assembly